AUGGCCGUCUCCCUCAACCUACCUAUCCUCAGCGAGGAGGUACCCGUCUCUAUCCAGUUCGUUGCCGCCGCCCUCAUCUUGAGCCUGGCCUAUCUGCUGUACACAGCUGUGGCUCCAGAACGCCCCCACAAGGGCUUUCCCCUCGUCUCGCUACCCGAGGGAGGCCUCUCACACCGCGUCAUCCUCAAGGGCCUCGCCGAGCACAAUGGCCGCCCGUUCCAGGUCAUGGGCGCCACCGGGCCCCGCAUCGUCCUGCCCAACAGCUACGCCGAUGAGAUCAAGAACCACCCGAGCCUCAGCCUGGAGAAAGCUCUGAAGCACGACUUCUAUCACAAGUUCCCGGGCUUUGAGGCCCUGGAGGCCGCCGAGACCACGGGCAUGAAGGACUUUGACUUUCUUGUCGAGGUCGUGGUCAAGCUCACGCAGUCGCUGGGCGUCGUGACCCCGGACCUCGUCGACGAGACCACGCACGCCGUCCACGACAUCCUCGGUGACGAUGGCAACUGGCAUAGCAUGACCAUCAAGCAGGACAUGCUGCAGCUCAUCGCGCGCAUGUCGUCACGCGUCUUCCUAGGCCAUGAACUCUGCCGCAACCAGCACUGGCUUAGGAUCGCCCGCGACCACUCGGUCGAGGUCAUGACCGCCGCCCGCAUCCUCUUCACCGUCAACCCGCUGCUGCGCCCCAUCAAGCAGCUCUUCCUUGAGCCCUGCGUGCGCCUGCGCAGGGCCCGUGACGAGGCCCACGACCUGAUCCAGCCCGUGGUGGAGCAGCGUAGGGCACUGGUGCGGAAGGCCCUCGCGGCCGGUAGCAAGCCGCCCCGCAAGACCGACUCGAUCAGCUGGAUGUAUGAGACUGCUCGGGACAAGAGCGAGCAGGUGGACUACUCGGGCAAUCAGUUGAUGUUAAUGAUGGUCUCUAUCCACACCACCACCGAACAGCUUUCUCAAACGCUAGUGAACCUCCUUGCCAACCCGCAUCUCAUUCAGCCUCUGCGUGACGAGAUCGCUUCCGUCGUCGGCGCCGAGGGCUGGUCCAAGACAGCACUCCACAACAUGCGACUCAUGGACGCCUUUCUUAGAGAAUCUUCACGCUUCAAUCCUCUCAGCCACGUCUCGAUGAACCGCCGCGUCGUUCGCCCCAUGACCCUUUCCACAGGCGAAAAGCUCCCCGUGGGCGCCAUCGUCAUGAUCUCCGACAAUUACGCCGAUCCCACCCUGUACGCCGACCCCGACAAAUUCGACCCGUAUCGCUACAUUGCCGCCCGCGAGGCAAACCCUCACUCAAACUACCACGUCAGCCUCACCCCCUCACACAUGGGCUUUGGCUACGGCGCGCAUGCCUGUCCGGGCCGGUUUCUCGCCAGUAACAUGAUGAAGAUUGCUAUGGCGUUUAUGGUCAUGAACUAUGACUGGCGGGUUGGAGCGGAGUUGAGGGCGAGGUCAAAAAAGGAGAGGGAGGUGGAGGUGGACUUCUUGAUUGGCGAGGAAGGCACUGGGAGCGAGUAA
Molecule: messenger RNA, 1506 nt
Organism: Cryphonectria parasitica EP155
Lineage: Eukaryota; Fungi; Ascomycota; Sordariomycetes; Diaporthales; Cryphonectriaceae
Product: cytochrome P450
Exons: 4
Coding region: 1-1506 (501 amino acids)
Molecular function (GO): monooxygenase activity; oxidoreductase activity, acting on paired donors, with incorporation or reduction of molecular oxygen; iron ion binding
Source: RefSeq, a predicted model, not a curated record